Messenger RNA from Chrysochloris asiatica (Cape golden mole), 444 nucleotides. It is a transcript of the gene DSTN, whose product is annotated as destrin (actin depolymerizing factor). Gene Ontology annotation, cellular component: cytoplasm; actin cytoskeleton; actin cortical patch. Gene Ontology annotation, molecular function: actin filament binding. The record is from RefSeq and is a predicted model, not a curated record. Lineage: Eukaryota; Metazoa; Chordata; Mammalia; Afrosoricida; Chrysochloridae. The coding region runs from base 1 to 444 and encodes 147 amino acids. The transcript is spliced from 3 exons. Gene Ontology annotation, biological process: cell motility; actin filament fragmentation; actin filament severing.
AUGAAAGUUCGGAAGUGCUCCACACCUGAAGAAAUCAAGAAAAGAAAGAAGGCUGUCAUUUUCUGUCUCAGUGCUGACAAAAAGUGCAUCAUCGUAGAAGAAGGCAAAGAGAUCUUGGUUGGAGAUGUUGGAGUAACCAUAACCGAUCCUUUCAAGCAUUUUGUGGGAAUGCUUCCUGAAAAAGAUUGUCGUUAUGCCUUGUAUGAUGCAAGCUUUGAAACCAAGGAGUCCAGAAAAGAGGAGCUGAUGUUUUUUCUGGCACCAGAACUAGCACCUCUGAAAAGUAAAAUGAUCUACGCAAGCUCCAAGGAUGCAAUCAAAAAGAAAUUUCAAGGCAUAAAACACGAAUGUCAAGCAAAUGGGCCAGAAGACCUCAAUCGGGCUUAUAUUGCUGAGAAGCUAGGUGGAUCCUUAAUUGUAGCUUUUGAAGGAUGCCCUGUGUAG